This is a messenger RNA of Sceloporus undulatus (fence lizard), 11866 nucleotides long. It is a transcript of the gene AGAP1, whose product is annotated as ArfGAP with GTPase domain, ankyrin repeat and PH domain 1. NCBI's taxonomy places the organism in Eukaryota, Metazoa, Chordata, Lepidosauria, Squamata, Phrynosomatidae. Gene Ontology annotation, cellular component: nucleus. The record is from RefSeq and is a predicted model, not a curated record. Gene Ontology annotation, molecular function: GTP binding; GTPase activator activity; GTPase activity.
GCGGGGGAGGAGGCAGAGGAGGAGGGUCUCCGCCGGUUGUUCCCCUCUAUGGGGGUGGGGCCGCCUUGGCGGGAGGGCCGGGGGAAGGUUGCCCGCCUGCCUGCCUCGGGGCCGGAGGUGGAAGGGUAGGCAGGGAGCGAGGGAGCGGGGUCCUCGGGGCGCCCUCCUCCUCCUCCUCGCUGCCCCCGCCAUGAACUACCAGCAACAGCAGCACCACCAGCAGCAGCAACAGCAGCAGCAGCUGGCCAACUCGGCCGCCAUCCGGGCGGAGAUCCAGCGCUUCGAGUCGGUCCACCCCAACAUCUACUCCAUCUACGAGCUCCUGGAGCGGGUGGAGGAGCCGGCGCUGCAGAACCAGAUCCGGGAGCACGUCAUCGCCAUCGAAGAUGCCUUUGUAAAUAGCCAGGAAUGGACACUAAGUCGAUCUGUGCCAGAACUCAAAGUGGGAAUUGUGGGAAAUUUAGCUAGUGGUAAAUCUGCUCUUGUGCAUCGAUACCUGACAGGGACAUAUGUUCAAGAGGAGUCACCGGAAGGUGGGAGAUUCAAGAAAGAGAUAGUAGUUGAUGGACAAAGUUAUCUGCUGCUUAUUAGAGAUGAAGGAGGCCCUCCUGAGGCACAGUUUGCCAUGUGGGUGGAUGCUGUUAUAUUUGUCUUCAGCCUUGAGGAUGAAAUUAGCUUCCAGACAGUGUACCACUACUAUAGCCGUAUGGCAAAUUAUCGCAACACUAAUGAAAUCCCAAUGGUACUAGUGGGAACUCAGGAUGCUAUAAGUUCCAAUAACCCUCGUGUAAUCGAUGACGGUAGAGCACGAAAACUGUCAAAUGAUUUGAAAAGAUGCACCUACUAUGAAACCUGUGCUACCUAUGGGCUGAAUGUUGAGAGAGUCUUUCAGGAUGUUGCACAGAAGAUAGUUGCAACAAGGAAAAAGCAGCAGCUUUCAAUAGGUCCUUGCAAAUCAUUACCAAACUCUCCAAGCCACUCAUCUGUAUGUUCAGCUCAGGUCUCUGCAGUACAUAUCAGUCAGACCAGUAACGGAGGAGGGAGUUUAAGUGAUUAUUCUUCUUCCGUCCCAUCUACUCCAAGCACCAGCCAGAAGGAGCUACGGAUUGAUGUUCCACCUACUACCAACACUCCAACACCAGUUCGUAAACAGUCCAAACGCCGCUCCAACCUUUUCACGUCUCGGAAAGGGAGCGACCCAGACAAAGAGAAGAAAGGAUUGGAGAGCAGAGCAGAUAGCAUUGGAAGCGGACGUGCAAUCCCAAUUAAACAGGGUAUGCUAUUAAAGAGAAGUGGCAAGUCGUUAAAUAAAGAGUGGAAGAAGAAAUACGUUACUCUUUCUGAUAAUGGUGUACUAACCUAUCAUCCAAGUUUACAUGACUACAUGCAGAAUGUUCAUGGGAAAGAAAUUGAUCUUCUGAGAACCACAGUAAAAGUCCCAGGGAAAAGGCCACCUCGAGCCACAUCAGCAUGUGUACCAAUUUCUAGUCCGAAAACCAAUGGCUUGUCCAAAGACAUGAGCACCUUACACAUCUCGCCAAAUUCAGGAAAUGUGACUACUAGUACUUCUGUGUCUCAGAUGACAAGUGGCAUCAGCCUUGUUUCCUUUAACAGUCGGCCUGAUGGAAUGCAUCAACGUUCCUAUUCAGUCUCCAGUGCUGACCAGUGGAGUGAGGUGACAGUCGUUGCAAACUCAGGCAUCAGUAGUGAUCGUGGAUACUGCUUGGGAGAUUCUGUGUGCUCCAGCCCAAUAUAUCAAGGUACCACAAGUCCAAAGUUGGACCCUCCUCCUCCUCAUGCAAACCGAAAAACACAUCGCAGGAAGAAAAGCACAAAUUUUAAGGCUGAUGGUAUCUCAGGCACUGCAGAAGAACAAGAAGAAAAUUUUGAAUUUAUCAUUGUGUCCCUCACUGGUCAGACUUGGCACUUUGAAGCAACAACAUACGAAGAAAGAGAUGCUUGGGUCCAGGCUAUAGAGAGUCAGAUCCUGGCCAGCCUGCAGUCGUGUGAGAGCAGCAAGAAUAAGUCCCGACUGACAAGUCAGAAUGAGGCCAUGGCCCUUCAGUCAAUAAGAAACAUCAGAGGCAAUUCUCGCUGUGUGGACUGUGAGGUACAAAAUCCUGACUGGGCAAGCUUAAAUCUGGGAGCGCUCAUGUGUAUUGAAUGCUCAGGGAUACACCGAAACCUUGGCACACACCUUUCACGUGUCCGUUCCCUUGAUUUGGACGACUGGCCUAUAGAACUCAUCAAAGUAAUGUCCUCCAUUGGGAACGAGCUAGCAAAUAGCGUGUGGGAAGAAAACACCCAGGGACGUUCAAAACCCUCUCCAGACUCCACAAGGGAAGAAAAAGAGCAGUGGAUCCGCGCAAAAUAUGAACAGAAGCUUUUCCUUGCUCCAUUGCAAUGCUUAGAGCUUUCCUUAGGCCAACACUUGCUAAGAGCAACUGCUGAAGAAGAUUUGCGAACUGUCAUCCUGCUUCUUGCACAUGGGACACGAGAAGAAGUGAAUGAAACCUGUGGAGACGGAGAUGGACGUUCAGCGUUACACUUGGCUUGUAGGAAAGGAAAUGUUGUGUUGGUGCAGCUCUUAAUUUGGUAUGGUGUUGACGUUAUGGCCCGUGAUGCCCAUGGAAACAGUGCAUUAGCCUAUGCCAGGCAAGCAACAAGUCAAGAAUGCAUUGACGUUCUCCUGCAAUAUGGUUGUCCAGAUGAGCGCUUUGUUCUUAUGGCUACUCCCAAUUUAUCCAGGAAGAACACUAACAGGAACAACAGCAGUACGAGAAUGCCGACCAUCAUUUGAAGAAUUUGGUUCUUGUUUUCUGCCAUUACUAGCAUCUACAGUCUCAUGUUAUGCAUUAAUUUGACAGCUGACUUUAUAAAAUAUCCCUUCUCCUUUUCUCCUUAGUUCUCACUUUCUCCACAGGGAAAAAUUGCCAGGAUAUUGUAAAGAGACAAGAAGGAGAAAAGAAGGCUGCAGAAACCAUUUGUUUUAAUAAAAAGAUCUUGAGUGAUGAAAUUGUAAAAGGGAGGGGAAGACAAAGAGAGGUCAUGGAUUCACUAAUGAUAGCCCAUGACAUGGGACCAUUUGGCUGGAUGUCUCUAGACAGGGCUCUUACAAGUAUUACGUGAGAGUUACUGGAGGGAAACAACAGGAGGAAGAAGAGAAGGCAUAGUAACUUUCCUUUACUGACAGUUAAGCGCAUUAGUACAUUUCACCUCUACCAAACAGAACAUUUGGAUUUCAUUCUCUUUUCUGAAGAGCUUGACGGCAUAAAUCAGAGGCAAGCACAGAGUUUGUCAGGUUUGAAGCUCCUAUGAUGGUAUGUGUCAAAUCAGUUGUAGCUAAUCUGUCCAGGGAGAAUACUGGCUUCAUUACACUUGUAUAGUUGAGUUCUUCCAGCAUUACUGCUGUUUAAUAGAACAUGAUUAGUCAUCACGGAGAAAAAAGCAUAUUAGCUGAGGAGGUAGUUACAUGGCACGCUUCGGUGAUUGCUUGGAUGUGAUUGCAAUAUUCUUAGAAGCAUCAUAUUAUCUCAGACAUGUUCUUUCAAGCCCUUGGAGCCCUCCUUUCUAAAUUCACUGUCAUAAUUUAGUAUCUGUUUAAUUUUUCAGUCCAAAGAGAGGAAAUCAGUUGCUGAGUAUUAUUUGACUGCAGUCUCCUUGGUGUAAAAACAAAAUGGAAAAAAUAAAUAAGAAUAGCUAUGAGAUGGGGGGAAAUGGAAUAAUGAAUAGUGGUCUAUGGAAAAAUAUUUCAAGUACAUUCAUUAGAAUAAAUACACAAAAGGCUAAUUUUUUCAGUCAUAAGAAAUGCAUUGUGUCAGUUUUGCCAAGGUAAAUGUGUUGAGUUUGGGUCAUUCAUUACCUAAGUUAUACUGAUUUUGUAUUGUAUCUUUAGGUUACAUGUGUGUAAAAAUCAAUUAGAAUUUUUUUAAUGUUUGUAAGUAUGCAUUGAUUUUUUUCAAUAUGACAAGUACUUCUUUAUUAAUUUAUAAACUAUAAUUGAUGUGAAAUAAUGUGCAGAUAGGAUCUAAGGGAUCACAGAUUAUAGUACUAGUCCUUGAAAACAUUCCCAGCAAAUAAAUAGAUUUUUAUUCCUUUGAUUAAAAAAUGUAUUUGAUCAAGAUGUUGGCACAGAAAAGCUACAAAGAAAUAUGGUUUGGAAGGACAUGUCAUUGUCUUCCAGAAGCACAAACAUCUUUCACUGUGUGUUUCAUGAUGCUGUUGUGGAGAAUGACUGGAGUCAUGAGCAGAGUAUGCAAAAAUCAGGGCACUCUCCCCCCCCCCUCAAAAUAAUGAAUUCUUAGCUUGAUGUAUCCUCUUUAAAUGAACAUGAUUUCUUGUGCUCCAAAAUUAAUCUUAUAGAUUGAGCUGACAUCUGGGAGGAGUUUUACAUGUAAUUUUAGAUAAUAAUUUUGGUAACACCGACCUGUCUCUUGUUUGUGUCUCUUUCUGGGGUGAUUCUAUGAUUUUGAAUUGCAAGAGGAAUUGCAGAAAUACAUUUUGAGUUGUACAUUGUGGAGAAUGCACAUUAGUGAAAACUGGGCUCAAUUAAUGAAUGAAGAAACCUUUCAAAUUGGUGAAUAUACAUAACAAUAUGAGUGUUCAUUUGCCUGCUUUUAAUAGCUCCAUAUUGUGCUUCUUUGGGACUGUUACAUUUCCUAGAAAUAGUACAGUCGCCCCUCCAUUUUCACGGACUUGAAGUCCGCAGUCUUGAUUAUUCACGGAGGGGUGAGCCCCAUUGGCUAAAAUGGGGCGCUGCUGUGGCACGCAGCCAUUCAGCCCAAUGGGGCUUGAAUAUAUGUGAGUUUCCAUUUUCAUGGGGGGGAGGUGUCUACAACAGAUCCCCCAUGAAAACAGAGGGGCGAUUGUAGUUGGGGGAAAAUAACAUGUGGAAUUAAAUAUAUGUUGAAGAAACAGGAAGAACGUCUUUUGCAAUAUACUUUAGUGAUCUGAGGCAAAUGUGGGCCACUUGUCACCACCAGCCCUCCUAGACAAAGUCAGAGGAGCCUGAAGGGCACAGACUACUGCUUUAUUCCCUUAGUUUUCUGUUUCUAUAUAUCUGACUGUGUGAGCAUGUGAAGGAAAUAGAAGAGCCCUAUCUUUGUUAUACGAAUUACACAGCAUGAGUGUAUGUCAGUGACUUUGACGGUAGGCAGCUGUUUUAAUAUAGCUUCCUUAAUACUACUUCUAGGAUACAAGCCCAUGUCAUGGACCAUGUCUUCCUUUUAUCCAUUAAUAAUCUAGCUGACAUGUUCAUCAGCAGUUGGGGUAGCAGAAUUUCCCCUCUUUGGGAAAGUAAUAUGAAGUCUUAUUGGUCAAGUUAUUGUUUUGGCUCUUUCAUCCUAGCAGGCUACUAAAAUAAGGUGAGAGGAAAUGCAUGUUAAAGGUACAAAGAGUGAGUACCUUCUCUGUUGACUUCAUUUGGGGUACUCUUGGCCGUGGCCUCAGUGAAAAUGCUGCAGCCUGACUCAGUGAGACAGUAGCUCAAAGGUUCUUGUGAAAAACAAGGCAUCUUCCCUUUUGUAGCACCAUUUUGGAAAUUAUGUCCCAGACUGAAAAGUUUUUUCAACACUAACCUGUUUAACUACAGCACACUUUCCCUCAAUAUUUUUAAUGGUCACUUUAAUAAAUGUAGCAUAACACAUUAAAUGCUGUAGCGUAAGGAUGAUAACAACACUCUUUUAAAUGACAUGUCAGUACAUAUUUCCAUUGUAAUGGAAUAUUUGUAAUUUCCAUUGUAUUUUUGUUUUUGAUUUUGAAGCAGUCGAUUUAAGAUGGUGGUAUCGUCAAUAACUGUGUGUCAUAGAAAAUGUGUUAGAUUUCCCAAGCCCAGAGUAUCAGUCUUUCGUUUUAACUAAAGCAUUGGUAUUAUUGUUUGGACUAGCACAGUUUCCUUGACCAACUGUCAGUGCCAGUGCUUUAAUAUUGUCAGGUGAUUUAAACUGUCUGGAUACAUAUCUCUUCAGGGGCUGCUGCCGAGACUCUUCAGAUGUCCAUCCACAUCUUAGCAUUCUUUUGGAAAGAAGGGAAGUUCAUCUUUAAGUUGUUGGUAUCAAUGUGAUGGUAGAGACAUGGAGAUAAUUUGAUGGAUGUAAUGAUUUUUAUUAUCAUAUGUUUUUUUUAAUUCUUAUCUGUAUUCGCACUUUGCUUCCUCCCCUUCUCACUGGAGUGUGUACAUUAAGAUGUUAACAUUCAUCUUAAGCGCCAGUAGUAUACAUCCAAUAUUACUGAACCCUUUGAGAUGGCUCAGCAUUUUUAUGUGUGGUUUGCUCAAAGUAGUUUAAAAACCAUAAGGUGCUGGAAGGGGUUGUUGAACUUUAGUAUGAGCCAAACAGAGGUAGACAAUCUCAGGCCAGUGUAGACUUUAGUUCUAGAUCUUUGCUAGUGUUUGCACAGUACUGCAAGUGUGUUUGUUGUAUAGAAUAGUAAACUAAAUUUGGAAACAAACAUCAUCUUGCAUAUUAUUCCAAAUUCCUUCCCCAGUUUGGAAAUGCAUGAGUCAGUGUGCUUUGUUUCACUGUAUGUGUCCACUACAGGUUUUCUACCUACCCCAACAAUUAAAGAAAAUUCUCCCAACAUUUUACAUGAGCCAUAAAUUUUUCAUGUGUCCAGUUGGAAUUUGAUUGCAAUUAGAAAUGAAAAUUGCUUGACAAACAUAGUUUUAGGCAUAGAUUAGAACCAUAUGGAGAUUCUUCUUGAGCUGAGAUUGUGUGGAGCAUAAGAAGGAGAAAUAGAUUUUCCAAAGCAAACAGCAGUUGUUUAACCACAUCACAGUUUCUUAAAUCACCCACUUCAUUCCUUUUCCUUCAUUAGCUGUACUUGCAUCUUUUUGUGAAACACAACAUAUUAACUAAAAUGAUUAUGCCCCUUGAGCGUAUGUGCAAAUUAAGAGGUAAUUAAAUUAUUAUCAAUAAGAAAUCACAAUAGGGAUUAUCUAGAGAGCUAAAUCUUUCUUCCUUUCUCCAAAAGUAGUCUGUGGUGGGCACUGUAAACAUGCCUUACUGAUAGCAGACUCUUUCCUGUUUUUCACCAUAUAAUACACAGUAACUGCCCCUCCUGAUUAUUGGCUGCUACUGAACUGUGAUGUUAACAUAGCCAACUGCUGAAAUAAUAAAACUUGUACCUAGGGCAGACUGCGGCGUGUAGCCCAUAAGAAAACCCUCUUCACUAGGUGUUGCCUUUGUGUUUCUGUCCCUAUCACCAGAUGAUAUUUCUUAAUCUUGUUGUCAGGCUACAUAAAUGCUUCCCAAAAUCUGGACAACAACUGGGACUCUACUUAAAAAUCAGGAACUGGACUACAUGAAGUGCUGAUUAUCCAACAAAAUGAGCAUAGUGAAAAAAAGACAGAUGAAUUUGGUCCAAACCAUCUUGUAAUAUAGAUGGGAUUAAGCACUUGGAAAUCAUUUACCCAUGUUACAGUUUUAACUACCAGGUAAUGUUUACCCAUUUCAUUAAUGCUGUUCAUUAUGCACUUUGUGGGGCACAAGCACAACACAUCUACUGGCUCCUAGUGAGCUAGGCAGUCACUUUUCUGCCUUGGGACAGUGACACCAAUAGGCACCACAGUCAUCACAUAUUCCUUGUCCACAGACUGAGACUUCAUGGACAUGCACAGUCCCCUUUCUUCCUCCCAAGUCUGCUUGUGCACAUAUGCACAAACCAUUUGUUUAAUAAUAAUGAAUGUAAGCAGGAAAAGUGACUUUCUCCUCAUUUGUCUGACUGACUGGAAUCCACACACACACCCCUCUGGACUGGAUUGGCUGGAGAAAAUGUGGUCAGUUGACAACACUGUGUGCAAGUUGGCAUGAAUUUUACAUCUAUAUCUAUGCACAUUUCAGAGAUGCCUAGGAAAUCAAAUGACAUCUUUCUUUAAACUGAAUUUUAUGGAAAUAUUAGGAACAUUGUUGUUCAGGAAUUUCAUGUAAACAGAAAGUCCAUUUUUAUUAUGACUAUGUUCAUGGUAUCCCUUAUAUAUUCAAUCACAAUCAUGUUUUAUUUUGUAGAUUGUUUUCCUUAUGUUACAUGAGAUCUUAGAGAUGUUUCCUACCAAACUAAUAUUUAGCAGCAUAAUGUAGCAUUAGGUCUGGGGCCUACAAGUUUCCUUUUGCAUGUUCAAAGUGAUUAAGAAAAUUAAAUACAAAUAUAAUAAAUGUCAGGCAGAAUUUGCUAGUGAUAUUUAUUAACUAAUUGACCUGUAGAUUCAUAUUUACUUGUUUCAGAUGUAACUUCUUGAGAAUGCACAUGUAAAGGACCAAAAAUUUGGCCAUUAGUGUUUCAUAUUAUAAUUCCAUUAGCUAGAUUUUAUCUUUAAAUAUCUACUUCACUAUCAUUUCCUCUUUCAACAGAAAGAGGAUUGUGGAGGUAACUGCCCCUUUGCUUCAGUAGUUCAAAAUUUCUAACACAUUUUGGAUUCUACUACUAUGAUUUAUAAUUAUAGUAAGAUUUGUAGUUUAAAAACAAUUUUUAAUGCAUACAAUGGUUUGAAAUAAUUUUAAAUUAAAUGACAGAUCUUACUUUCUUGAACAGCACUUCAGGUGAAAAGUUUCAUAAAUAGUGACUCUAUUGGUCAUUGUUAUUAAUGUUAGUGUAAAACUUAUAGACAACUGUAGCAUAAUCUUAAAGUGCUUCCAUUUGGAGCAACAAAUUUUUAAUCUGGAUUCUAUGUUGAUAUGUUUUUUACCGUUUCAGAUAUAUGUUAGUGCUGUUGUCACUGGGAUUCUGGGCUAUUCAAUUUAAGUGAAAUUACCAGUUCUGGAGGAGAUUUCUUAGUCUUGCAGUUGGCCAAAUAUAUGCUAGCGCUUGGGUGACCUCAGAAUUUAGUAUUAAACAUGGACACUCGCAAUAACUACCUACUCUUGUGGAAAUCGUGGCUCUCUUUAGUCAGAUUGUACCAAUAUGUAGAUGAAUUCUGAUCAGUGUUCUUAUUUUUCCGCCUGUGGAAAUUGUUAAUUCAUAGAGCCCAUGUUCCACAAAAGGCCUGAAAGUUACAUCAGGUGUUUGCUAAUGCUAAUCAACUCAGCCCUAGAUUCAUCUCUAUAAUACAAACAUUCUAUUGCACUAUGGAGAGAUUCAGUUUUAAUAUUAAUUUUGUUUGCAUAAAACUUUGUAUGUUAAGUACCUUCACCUAAUGCUUACAAUGUUGUUACUACAGCUCCCUCAUCUGGUAAUUUUUCAAGACUCUCCCUUUAAUGCACAAGCAACCCACUUUUCUAGAGCAAAGGAUCACAGUAUAUAUACCUGUUCUACCUGCCCCAUCCCACCCUACAACCAAAUCUCAACAUAGGCAUCUCCAUACCAAGUUCUCCAAAGAACAGUGUAGGCAGAGCAGCACUGUGCUCAACAUUUCAGGGUGUGAAGCAGAGACUGAGUCUCAGCAGUCCCGAACCCAGAAAGUCAACCUUCUGCCAACUCAAGAGGGCUCCACACUGAAUGUGAAACACGGAGAGCAUCUUUUUAAUACAAAGUUAAUGGUUUUAUUACAUACCAGCUGAUACAUAUCAUCUCUUUUACACCCCCCCCCCAAAAUUGUCUUUAUAAGUCAGAUGGUUAUAAUAGCAGUACAGCUUUUGGUUCUAUGCAUAAUGAUGUAGUUUCACCCUAAGGACUUAUUUGUCCCUUACUGUACUCUUAAAGUGUAAGAGGAGGGAGAAAUUCUGUGAAAAGGCAUAAUGUCCAAAGACAAAGUAUUUCAGUUUUUCGCACACUCCACUCACACAAAUCUUGCAGACCACCUACAAUGGGUCAGACUUGUAUCUGAUUCUUUGCGAGAAGUUCUGAAUGUCAUUAAAAGUGCGUUCAUUCUUUCUUCUAUACUCAUGUCUUUAAAAUUCACAGUAGGAAAAAUUAAUGUCUGAAGCAGUACUAAGACUCUAAAACUGGCCAGGCCUAAAAAUAAAAAACGCGGUGUAACUGAAGAAAUACAAUCUCCUCUUUUUUUUUUUAACCCCAAGAGGUGUACAGAACAGUGGAUCUUCUUAAUCAUGCUUCAGAAAGCAGCUUGCAAAAGUUAGAGUGUUCAGUGGCAGAUAAUUGGAUGAUAACACACAGAUGGGUGCAUCUGAGGAAAUGGGCUCUGGCCCAGGAAAGUGUAUGCUGCUGUAUAGUAGUUAGCCUUUAAGGAGCCAGAACACUCUUUGUUGUCUUUGCAUAGAUGGGUACAAUUCACCGCAUGCAGUUUUAUGUUCCGCAAAUAACGCUGUCUAACUCCACAGCAGAAAUCAGGUUUCCGCAGAUAGGUACAGUAGUGAACAUUAGUGUGUCUAUUUUAUAUGCACAAAUUUGGGCAUACACGAAGUAAGAUUUUUUACAAGGAUAUAUGGACUAAUGUAAAUAGUUCCACAGAUAUGUGGGUGCUGCAUGGAUAAAGUAAGAAAGAUGUAGACAUUACUGUAUAUGGCUGUAUGGUGAAUAUAAGGCGCUCCUGUUUAGAAGCAGGAUGAUAAAGGACAAACUAGAAGGACUUGGGGGAUGCGAUGGAAUGCCUCUUGAUGGUUUUUGUUUUGAAUAUAAUGCUCCACGUAUUACGGUGCUCCUGUGGGGAAUGAGCACUUAACUGUGUCCCUGUGGGCCAUUUUUCCAGUCAUAAACUCUCCCGUUUGUUUUUCUCACUGCAGGGGGAAAGAAACAUGAGUGUCAUUCUCCCGCCACUAUCACAAGGGUGGGAAAGCAGCUGUGGGAGAGAGUGAUUUCUAGCCGGCAAAUGAUGAGUGGGGAAAGAGUUCAGCACUGCCUUCCCAAAUGUAUGUAAACAUACACACACCUCAUGGCUGAAUCAAAAGAAAAACCAUCAGAGAUGCUCCAGUGUCUCCUGCACUGCAUCUGGUUUGGUCUAAAUGCAAGUGGGUGCUCUGAGCAUCCUGUAAAACCCUUGAAAAUGUGCAUGGCUUCCCUCUUUAAAAAUAAAUAGAUAAAUAAAUAUAUUAUUAUUAUUAUUAUUAUUAUUAUUAUAAUCCUAAAUUCCUAAUGAACAUGUCACAGCUCCAAUUAUGCUACAUGUGAAUGUGGCACAGAGCAGCCCUGUGAUCACUGUGAUUUAAUAAAUGUUGAGUCGAUGCAUGGCACUUUUGUCCAGAAAUUUGAGAGAAACAGGAAAAUGCAAGAUGAGCAGAAAGUUUAGCACGCAGGAGUUGUUGUUGUUGUUGUUGUUUUCUUUUCCCCAGUGUAAAGUAAAGCUCCACGGUUAAAGUUUGCAAGAUUCAGCUAAGUAGUUAAUUUUGACUCUGGGAAUGACAAGCUGCUCUUCUGCAGUCAGGUAUUUUUGAAUGAAUUACAUUUCAGGUUUUACUGCCACUUGUAUAGCAUUUUGUAUAUAGGCAUUGCUGAGGAAGAAAUACAUUUUAAGCAGGGAAUUUAUAAAAAUUAAGUGGCAUUUGGGGUAGCAGUUCUCCUAAAAACUUCCCCUACCUCUUCCUUCAUGAGUUCUCGUGUUUUCAGUUGUGGAAAUAUGUUUUAUGUUGGUGGAGUUAUACAUAUUGGGCUGAAGUGGUUGUUUAGAGCACUCAGUAAUUGGUAUCUGAAGUUUUUGUGUUGCUUGUUGGAUGACAUGCUUGCCUUUUUUGUCAUCUGUUUAAUACUGGAGGUAACUUACACAGAAACCAAGGCUAUGUAAGGGUGCCAGCCCUUUGUAGCCAAGCAAGUUGUAUUGGAAAGCACAGUUUGGUGAGGUAUUGCCUGACAUUCAAGCAUCUCGUUGGUUCUUGCAGUAACAAAUCAUAGGUGGAACCAAACGUAGCCAGUUUAAUCACAGAAGCCAGUGGCGGGUUACAGACCGCCAUUUAGUACGUAUUCUAUACGUACUAGGGUUAGGAAGGGGCGGUGCUUCCACACACCCCUAACCCUAGUACGUAUAGAAUACGUACAAGAUGGC